Molecule: messenger RNA, 1799 nt
Organism: Triticum dicoccoides
Lineage: Eukaryota; Viridiplantae; Streptophyta; Magnoliopsida; Poales; Poaceae
Product: premnaspirodiene oxygenase-like
Exons: 2
Coding region: 68-1606 (512 amino acids)
Molecular function (GO): monooxygenase activity; heme binding; iron ion binding
Source: RefSeq, a predicted model, not a curated record
UCUCUCUCUACUGUUCGCGCGCCCCCUUCACCAAUCGACCUCCAAGUCGACCAUUGUGGCACUCGCCAUGGCCGCCGAGCUCCCGUUCUACCUGCUCCUCCUUCCCCUCCUAGCCAUAGUCCCGCUCCUCUACCUGGCGGUGUCCCGCGGGAGGCCCGGCUCCGGCCGGCGGCUGCCCCCGUCGCCCUGGGCGCUGCCGGUGAUCGGCCACCUGUACCACCUCGCCGGCGCGCUCCCGCACCGCGCCAUGCGGGACCUCGCGCGGCGCCACGGCCCGCUCAUGCUGCUCCGCUUCGGCGAGGUCCCCGUGGUGGUCGCCUCCUCCCCGGACGCGGCGCGGGAGAUCAUGAAGACCCACGACGUCACCUUCGCCACGCGGCCCAUCGGGCCCAUGCAGCGCCGCAUCAUGGAGGGCGCCGAGGGCCUCCUCUUCUCGCCCUACGGCGACGCGUGGCGCCAGCUCCGUAAGAUCUGCACCGUCGAGCUCCUCAGCACCCGCCGCGUCCACUCCUUCCGCCCCAUCCGCGAGGACGAGAUCGGCCACCUCCUCCGCUCCGUCGCGUCGGAGGCGUCGCCGGCGAGGCCGGUGAACCUGUCCGAGCGGAUAGCGACGUUCGUCGCGGACUCCUCGGUGCGUGCCAUCAUCGGCAGCCGGACGCCGAACCGCGACACGUUCCUGAGGCUGCUGGAGGAGGGGCUCAAGGUCAUCCCUGGGAUGAGUCUGCCGGACAUUUUCCCGUCGUCGCGUCUCGCGAUGCGCCUCAGCCGCGUGCCCGGACAGAUCGAGCGUCUCCGUGGCGCCAUGCUCGGUUUCAUCGACACUAUCAUCGAGGAGCGCGAGAACAGAGACGCCGCCGCUACCGGCAUCGAGGAACACGACGAGGACUUACUUGACGUGCUGCUGAGGCUCCAGAAGGACAUGGACUCCCAGUAUCCCCUCACCACCUUGAACAUCAAAACCGUCAUCAUUGACAUGUUUGCUGCUGGCAGCGAGACCUCGUCCACGAUGAUCCAAUGGGCGAUGGCCGAGCUGAUGCGUAACCCGACAGUGAUGCAGAAGGCGCAAGAAGAGGUCCGGAGAGAGCUCGCCGGCCACGACAAGGUGACGGAGGAUGGCCUGACAAACCUGCACUACCUGCAGCUCGUCAUCAAGGAGACGCUCCGGCUGCACCCCGCGGCGCCGCUGCUCCUGCCGCAUGAGUGCCGCAGCCCGUGCGAAGUGCUCGGGUUCGACGUGCCCCAGGGCGCGAUGGUGCUCGUGAACGCGUGGGCAAUCGGCAGGGACCCGGCGCACUGGGAUGCGCCGGAGGAGUUCAUACCGGAGAGGUUCCAGGAACAAGGUGGCAUGGACGGCAGGGACUUCAAGGGAACGGACUUUGAGUUCGUGCCGUUCGGCGCCGGCAGGAGGAUGUGCCCCGGCAUGUCGUUCGGUCUGGCCCACGUCGAGCUCGCGCUGGCGGCGCUGCUGUUCCACUUCGACUGGGAGCUGCCGGAGGGGAUGGCCCCCGAGGAGAUGGACAUGACCGAGGCGGCCGGCAUCACCACGCGCCGGCGGUCUGACUUGUUGGUGAUUUGUAUCCCCCGUGUCCAAGUGUCGAUGGAGUAAGUACGGUGCGUAUAAUGUUGUCUCGCCUGAUAACUUGUGAAGUGGUGACCUUUUUCCGUUCACUGAGUGAUAUAUAUGAUUUAGGGCAACAUUAUAUUUACAUGUAACAGUUGCGGGUGGCUAAUCUCUUGAUUAGUGUGGGUGUGGAGUUUAAACCAUACUCUUGUUUGCACCAAGUUGCAUUCUCUUGUAC